This is a messenger RNA of Aphidius gifuensis, 1467 nucleotides long. Its product is annotated as SET and MYND domain-containing protein 4-like. The coding region runs from base 1 to 1368 and encodes 455 amino acids. The record is from RefSeq and is a predicted model, not a curated record. NCBI's taxonomy places the organism in Eukaryota, Metazoa, Arthropoda, Insecta, Hymenoptera, Braconidae. Gene Ontology annotation, molecular function: protein binding. The transcript has 4 exons.
AUGCAGUGGCUACCUAAUUUAAAAGAAAACAAUCCAAAUUAUAACAUUAAAGAUGAAUAUUCAAAGAUUGUCAAUCAACUUGGUGAGCCCCGUGAAAUUAUUAAAUUAAUACCAGAAAUAAAAAAUGAUAAUGCAAUAAUAGUUGGUGCAUCUGAUGCAAUUGAAUUGAAAAGAAAUAGUGAUAAUAAUCAACAUAUUGUUGCAUCAAGAGACAUUAAAUCUGGUGAAUUUAUUUACGUUUCUGAGCCAUUUACAGCAACUAUCACUAAUAAACUACGUUUUACAAAUUGUUGGCAUUGUUGUCGUCCAACUUACGCUGGUAUACCAUGUGAUAAUUGUCCAAACGUAAUUUAUUGUUCUGACAUAUGUAAAAAUAAAGCAUGGGAUAGUUAUCAUAGUACUGAAUGUUUAGUACUAGGACAUCUUUUAAAAUUUGACAAUAUUACACGAGGCUUUUUAUCAUCAGUUAAACUUUUUUUAAAGACACUGAACUCAGUUGGUGGACUAAUUGAAAUAAAAAAAAAAAUUGACAAUAUUGACUCAAUGGAAAAGAAAGAAUUAAUAUUUACCAAUGGAAUUCUUGAUUUUAAUACUAUCGAUAAUUUUCUUCGUCUUGAUUAUUUUAAAGCAACAUCAACUGAGUGUACUUUUGAAUUUGCAUCAUUUGUGGUAUUGAUUGUUACAAUCUUUGGUCACAAAACAGAUAUAUUUGGUAAAAAAAUGACAAUGAAAGAUUUGAUUAAUUAUAAAAAUGAAAAACUAUUAAUUUUGGGAGAAUUAUUAUUGCGUUUUUUACUAACUGUUCAUCGAAGUGGUCAAUCGUUCAUAGCUCAUGGUGAUGAUGAAUGGUCGAGUGUCAUGUUACCAUCUUUAAAGAUAAUAAAAUCAAGCUGUGAUCCUAAUGUCGAUUGGACUCAUGUAGGUUCAAAUGUUGGGUAUUUUGCUCUGAAACCAAUUAAGCAAGGAGAACCGAUCCUCGAGAGUAUUUUCGGUCCAUAUCAUAUAGAAUCUAAAACUAAACGAUAUAUUGGAUUUGGAGAUGACAGUAAUGAUCCUCUAUCAUGUGAAUGUACAGCAUGUGUUGAAAAUUGGCCAACGAUUGAACAUCUUCCAUCAUACCAGAAUAUGACACUUUCGACAAGAAUCAAAAGACAAUUAAAUCGUAUGAUGCCGAAACUUGAAGAAUGGCAAAAGCUCAUCAAGCAGGGAGAUCCUAAAAAAUUAUUAACAAUUAAGGAUGAGUUGAAUACCACGAAUGACAUAUUUCAUCAAUACAUCACUAUCCCUUGCAGAGAAAUAUCACAAUUGUAUAUAUUACUCAAAUCGUUGUUCAUUCAACUGCAUACUGUUUAUGAUAUUUUCCAGUAAUUAUUUGCCAUCACAAAGAAAAAGCAACAUUCCACUUUAUAUAUUUUUUUACAUCGAUGUUUAUUUCAGCCAGAAAAAUAAACAAAUGAAAAUAUUAUU